AUGCGCAUGACUUGGAACGGAGACAGUAACGCCAAGCUCUUCCUGGGAGUUUUGAGCCAGAUCAAAGACCACAAGCUGAAGCUGGACUACAAAGAGCUGUCCGAAUACAUGGGACCGGAAUGCUCCGUGCGUGCUGUCCAGCAGCAGAUUGACAAGCUCAGGAAGCAGGUCGAGGAGCAGGACGGUGCUGCCAAUGGCGAUGCCGCUACCUCUCCCAAGCCAAGCACCCCCAGCAAACGCAAGUAUGGAAAGGACAAUGGCACCCCCGGGACUCCUUCUAAGAAGACCAAGGGAGGCCAGGAAAAGGGCACUGCUUAGGCCUUACCACUCCUCUCUCUGCCAUUAGUAUGUUGGUGGAACUUUGAUCCGAUAAUACUGGAAUCAGGUCUUGGCCAGCCUAUCAGGACACGGUAUCUGGUGAUCAAUAUUAAGG
Messenger RNA from Aspergillus campestris IBT 28561, 433 nucleotides. RefSeq lists its product as uncharacterized. The record is from RefSeq and is a predicted model, not a curated record. NCBI's taxonomy places the organism in Eukaryota, Fungi, Ascomycota, Eurotiomycetes, Eurotiales, Aspergillaceae. The coding region runs from base 1 to 318 and encodes 105 amino acids. The transcript has 3 exons.